Messenger RNA from Exophiala bonariae, 2016 nucleotides. RefSeq lists its product as uncharacterized. Lineage: Eukaryota; Fungi; Ascomycota; Eurotiomycetes; Chaetothyriales; Herpotrichiellaceae. The transcript is spliced from 3 exons. The record is from RefSeq and is a predicted model, not a curated record. Gene Ontology annotation, molecular function: chromatin DNA binding. The coding region runs from base 1 to 2016 and encodes 671 amino acids. Gene Ontology annotation, cellular component: nucleus; RSC-type complex.
AUGAAUGAUGGUUCAGGUACCAUUAAUCCUGCAGCUUUGAACGCUAGUGGAGGUGUAAGACAACCAUCAAGUGAGAGCGGGCCUCGAGGUCUCAAGCGCAGCCGAUCUCCUGAACAGUAUGGUGACUACCAACAAGUCGAUGAAGAUGGUCCACGCAAACGUGGAAGACCUUCCAAAACCCCGCGGACCUCUGCGGAUUUUACCUCCAAUGUCGACUCUUUGCCAACACCAUCAAGCCAAACCUCACCAGGGCUUACACAAACUCCCAAAACCCAAACCGGCCUUCAACAACCCGCAGUAACUCCCGUGCAGAGUUCUCCGCCCAGAACCAUUCCCAAAUCUACCAUAAAAGCGCUUCCUACGGUCCGCGACCAUACGAGCGACACACUAGGAGCUGAAGGAGACGAAUAUGUCGCGCGCGAAUACGACGACGCGGGCGAGAAAAAGGUCGAUCAACUCGGAUAUCUCCAAGGUGGCCGAGAGUACAAGAUCCGAACAUUUACCCUUCCAGGAAGAGGUGAGAAACUGUUCAUGUUAGCCACAGAAUGUGCGCGUCAACUCCAGUAUCGCGAUUCCUACCUGUUAUUCAACAAGAAUCGAUCUCUCUUCAAGAUCAUUGCAAGUGUCAAGGAGAAGGAAGAAUUGGUCGCCCAUGAAAUUCUGCCUUAUUCAUAUCGAUCGCGACAAAUAGCAGUUGUCACCGCUCGAUCGAUGUUUCGUCAAUUUGGUAGUCGAGUUAUCAAGGACGGCCGUCGUGUUCGUGACGACUACUGGGAAGCAAAGGCCAUCAAGCAAGGCUUCACAGAACAAGAUGCCGCUGGUGAGAAGCGACCGGGAGCUGCACGAGCUAGGGAAGCGGCAGCGCAGGACCAGUUGAGUUCUAGAGCGACGGCGGCUGCGGCAUAUGGCGAUAUCGUCUACUCCAAUGGCCCUGGAUAUGGAGCAGUACAACCACCAGCUUUGCAAUCUGGCAUUGCCUCGACGAUGGCUCAGCUGACUCCGUUCGAUCCGGCCUACGACUCGAGGUAUAAGGACAUAGUUCGACCAAGACAGGACAUAACUGGUCCACCAUACCAAGACCUGACACGUUCAAGUACUGAUGCUGAAUUGGCAAGCCAGGCCGGCCAUGCCGCCGAGUUCAGCAGAAGCAUUAAUCAACAGAAUCGAUAUCGACGGUCUCUGGUCGAGGAAUAUUGGCGUAGGCCACACGAACAGCCGAUUUCAACCCCUCCACAAAUCGAGGCCGAAGUUGCUACUACAAGCCAUGCUUUUUCAUCACCACGUUUCAACACCGCCGAUUUGCAAGGCGCUCAGGGAACUGUCGUUUCACAACAAGCACAACCAUCUCAAUCAGCGAUGAAUCCACCAUCAUUUCCCCAUCAGCAACCCCCAAUCCAAUCACCUGUACGUCAACCCAGCUUGCCACAAACCUUCUCGCGCGAGCACUCGCAGUUCACACCACAACACGCCCAAUUCCAGAGGUCAUCUUCAAACCUCUCAAUAUCACAGUCUGCCACCCAACAGCCACAACUUCCUUAUGGAGCUGCGGGUGGUAGUUACUCCCCACAUGCUAUGAAUCCACAGCAGCAAACUCAACAGCAAAGUUGGGGUGCUCCACCACCACAACCGCAUCAAUCGCCUGCUCUUCAUCGCAUGAGUACACCUCAAUUCUCGCCUAAUUUGGCACAUGGUCAGAUUCCGUCUCCUAUCCCUGGCGGUUCUCAUGCAAGUCCCUCACCUCAUCCACAACAGAUGCAACCGCCACAGAUGCCUAUGCUUCACCAUCAAGGAAGCUCUGGCAGUAUGGGUGGUCAACAACUGUACGGACCUGGAGCAGGCUUACAAGCCAUGAAUGCUGCUGCGUAUGGAAAUAUGGCAAUGGGACAACACAAUCUUUAUGCAAUGGGUGCCCAAAACCAAUUCAUGCAACCCAACCCUCAACAACAUGGACAAGGCUGGCCCGGUCCUCAAAACCCUAAUCAGGGUGCUGCACAGUGGAACCAGCAGUUUCAGUGA